ACAUUGAUAGAGGACAUAACCAAUUUUCAAAUAUCAGAUUAGAGGUCCACGUCACUUACCAGUUCCACCAAAUUAAAACCCAACCCAAUUAAAUCAACCCGCCCCAAAAUUAAACCCGACUCACUUCCCUUUUAACCCAAAACUAGUCAGCCCCUUUGUCUUCUUCACUGUUCCGGCGAAGAGCUUCUAGCUCCGGUGAACCGGAGCAACUAGCGACGUAACACCCGUUUCUGUGGUCGUGGAUCUUGUUCUUUUUAGUACAAUAAAUAGUGAUUCCAGCACAUAACAAGGGAGCUGCGUCGAUCGACAAGUUUUCAGGCCAACAUACUACAAAAUGCUCAUCAGAUACCAUCAUGUCGGAGUAACCUCCAAACAUGAGUGUUCUGUAUGAGCUAUAAGUGUUGUAUGUAGGAAUCUGAAGAGGGCAAAGAUAUAGUAAGUAACGUUACACAUUUGCACAACUCUGAGGAUUGGAUAACAUAAUUGCAUUCACAACUGAAAGUUAUGCAAACUCUAUUAGUGUGUGGUCGGGUGCUGAAGCAUUCUAUGACAUCUUGCGACUUGCAUCAUGUCUUGUAGUUGGAUCAUUAACUAUAUAUGUUCCCUUAAUCAUCUCUUGGUGCUUCAUCUGUAUUAUUUUACUCUGCAAACGCCUACUUAGUGGCAAGUUUUAGAUUUUGACCUUGUUGUACUUCAUUUUUUAACUAUACCUGUUCCCCUGAUCAUGUUUCUUUCUGCAGAUCUAUACCCAACCGAUAUAAAGAUUUCACCGCGUUAUCAUUAUAAGUUCACAGAGAAAGCAAAGUGUUAUUCCCAAAGACAAUUAAUUGAAUCUAUGGCAUCAUCUUCUUCUUAUGCGAGUAAUUCACAGUACUGUCCUCGAUGGAAGUACGAUGUCUUUCUAAGUUUUAGAGGUGAAGAUACCCGGAGAAAUUUUACGAGUCACUUGUACCAAGGUUUGGACAAUAGAGGAAUAUUCACCUUUCUAGAUGAUAAAAGGCUAGAGGAGGGCGAUUCCAUCUCAGAAGAACUCGUGAAAGCAAUAGAAGAGUCUCAAGUUGCCAUAAUCGUUUUCUCAAAGAAUUAUGCUACGUCAGGGUGGUGCUUGAAUGAACUGGUGAAGAUUAUGGAAUGCAAGGAGAAAGAAAAUGGACAAACAGUCAUACCGGUCUUUUGUUAUGUGGAUCCAUCACAUGUUCGACACCAAAGUGAGAGCUUUGCAGAAGCAUUUGUCAAACACGAAUCGAGGUAUAAGGAUGAUGUUGAGGGGAUGCAGAAGGUGCAAGGAUGGAGGAAUGCCCUAACAGCUGCCGCAGAUCUUAAAGGAUAUGAUAUCCGUGACGGGAUCGAAGCAGAGUAUAUUCAGCAGAUCGUCGAUCACAUCUCUUCCAAAUUAUGUAAGAGGGCUUAUUCUUUAUCUUCGUUGCAAGGUGUUGUGGGAAUAAAUGCUCAUUUUGGGAAACUAGAAUCCCUACUUCAGAUAGAAAUCAAUGAUGUUCGGAUUGUAGGGAUCUGGGGAAUAGGCGGAGUUGGUAAAACGACUAUAGCAAAAGCCAUCUUUGAUACUCUAUCUUAUCAAUUUAAAGCUUCUUGUUUUCUUGCGAAUGUCAAAGAAAAUGCAAAUUAUAAUCAACUGCAUUCUUUACAAAAUACCCUUCUCUCUGAACUGUUAAGAAAAAAAGAUGAUUACGUCAAUAAUAAGUAUGAUGGAAAGUACAUGAUUCAGAGUAGACUUUGUUCUAAGAAGGUGCUAAUUGUUCUUGAUGACAUAGAUCAUGGUGAUCAUUUGGAGUACUUAGCAGGUGAUGUUGGUUGGUUUGGUAAUGGCAGCAGAAUUGUUGUAACAACUAGAAAUAGACAUUUGAUAGAGAAGGAUAAUCCAAUAUAUGAAGUGUCUACACUGCCUAAUGAAGAAGCUGUUCAAUUAUUCAAUCAACAUGCUUUCAGAAAAGAAAUUCCAGAUGAACGUUUUAUGAAGUUCUCAUUGGAGGUAGUAAAUCAUGCUAAAGGCCUUCCUUUAGCCCUCAAGGUGUGGGGUUCUUUGUUGCAUAAGAAAGACCUAACUCAGUGGAGAAGAACUAUAGACCAAAUAAAGAAAAACCCUAAUUCAGAAAUUGUUGAAAAACUCAAAAUAAGUUAUGAUGGGUUGGAACGUGAAGAAAAAGAGAUAUUUCUAGAUAUCGCAUGUUUCUUCCGUGGAUUUGAAAGAAAAGAAGUCAUGCAGAUCCUUGAGAGCUGUGAUUUUGGAGCUGAAUGCGGAUUGGAUGUCCUAGUUGACAAAUCUCUUGUGUUCAUCUCCAAAUAUAAUGUGAUUGAAAUGCAUGACUUGAUUCAAGAUAUGGGUAGAUAUGUGGUAAAAAUGCAAAAGGAUUCGGGAGAACAAAGCAGACUCUGGGAUGUUGAAGAUUUCGAAGAUGUGAUGGUCAACAAUACAGGGACCAAGGCAAUGGAAGCAAUCUGGACACAUGGUGUUCAAAAAUUAUGCUUUAGCAAAAAAGCCAUGAAAAACAUGAAAAGGCUUAGAUUAUUAUCCAUCAUUAGUUUUAGUACACAUGAUGACUCCAUUGAGUACCUGCCCAACAACUUGCGUUGGUUUGUCUGUCAUAGUUAUCCUUGGGAGUCAUUAUUAGAAAAUUUUGAACCUAAGAAGCUUGUUUGUCUUUAUCUCCAGAGGAGUUCCCUGCGUCAAUUAUGGACCGGAAUAAAGCAUUUGCCGUCUUUGCGAAAGCUAGAUCUUAGAGAUUCCGAAAGGCUGAUUCAAACACCAGAUUUCACGCAAAUGAUAAAUUUGGAGUAUUUGGAUCUGCGUAACUGUAGUGAUCUUGAAGAGGUUCACCGUUCCUUGGAGUGUUGCAGAAAACUCAUUGUGUUAAAUUUGCAGAGGUGUAAACGCCUAAAUAAGUUUCCAUGUGUUAACGUGGAAUCCCUUGGAUCUCUGAUUCUACUACAUUGCUCUAAUUUGGAAAAAUUUCCAGAAAUCUUUGGAAGAAUGAAGCCAGAGUUAGAGAUCAAGAUGAGCUGGUCUGGGCUAAGGGAAAUACCAUCAUCUAUUAUUCAGCAAUACGCAUGUCAUCUUACAGAGUUAAGUUUGAGUGAUAUGAAAAAACUUGUAGCACUUCCAAGCAGCAUUUGUCAGUUGAAAGGUUUGGUGAAGCUGGAUGUGUCAUACUGCUCAAAACUUGAAAGCUUGCCAGAAGAGAUUGGUUAUUUAGAAAACUUGGAGGAGCUUCAUGCUAGCUUUACUCUAAUCUCACGACCUCCGUCUUCCAUCAUCCGCUUGAACAAGCUUAAAAUCUUGAGUUUUAGAUUAGACUUGAAACCUAACUCCUUUGCCACAAAAGAAUCAAAAUAUAGAGUUUCCUUUGUGUUCCCUAGGGUGAAUGAAGGGUUACGGUUGUUGGAAAUUCUGGAUCUCAGCUACUGCAAUCUAACAGAUGGAGGACUUCCAGAAGACAUUGGAUCCUUAUCCUCUUUGAAACACUUGAAACUCAAGGGAAAUAAUUUUGAGUAUUUGCCUCAUAGCAUAGCCCAACUUGGUGCUCUUCAAACCUUGGACUUAUCAGAUUGCAAGAGACUUAGACAGCUGCCAGGUUUCACAGGGAUGCAAUACUUGGAUACUUUGGAUCUCAGUUUCUGCAAUCUAACAGAUGGAGGGCUUCCGGAAGACAUUGGAUGCUUAUCCUUUUUGAAAAAGUUGAAUCUCAGGGGAAAUAAUUUUGAGCGUUUGCCUGAAAGCAUAGCCCAACUUGGUGCUCUUCGAAUCUUGGACUUAAUAGAUUGCAAGAGGCUUACACAGCUGCCAGGAUUUCCACAGCAAUUAGAUACAAUACGUGCAGAUUGGAGUAAUGAUUGGAUCUGUAAUUCAUUGUUCCAGAAUUUCUCAGCAUUGCAGCAUGACAUCUCUGCUUCAGAUUCAUUGUCACUAAGAGUGUUCACCCUCACAGGGAAUAUACCAAUACCAAGAUGGUUCCACCAUCGGGAAGGUGGUAGAAGUAUAUCAGUCAAAUUGCCUGAAAAUUGGUAUGUAAGUGACAACUUCUUGGGAUUUGCUGUAUGUUACUCUGGCAAAUUAAUUGACGCAAUAGCUCAUUUGAUUUGUUAUGAUGAGAGGCCAGUGACGCGUAUCACCCAGAAACUUGCCUUGUCCAAUCAUUCAGUAGAAGUUCAGGAAUCUCCUAUUCAUUUUUUCUUGGUACCUCUUACUGGCUUGUUGGAUAAAUCUAAGGCAAAUGGAAAAACACCAAAUGACUAUGGGCGCAUCAGGAUAUUUUCCACUGGAGAAAUGAAGGAGUUUGGACUUCGUUUAUUGUAUAAAGAUAAACCUAAGAUUGAGGCGAGUUGCUCAUCUUCUCAGAAACAAUGAUGAACUAACAGCCAUGAUGAUAGUGAACACCAAGAUGAAGCUAGACUAUCCGUUUUAAAAUGAGAAUGAUCAUACACCAGAAGCAACUUUUUUUUUUCUUCAAAUUUUAUAAGAAUAAUUUUUGUACAGAGCCACAUUUUGUUGUUUGUUGGAUGGUGAAAUGGAGGUUUAUUUUUCAUGCUCAA
Molecule: messenger RNA, 4548 nt
Organism: Solanum tuberosum (potato)
Lineage: Eukaryota; Viridiplantae; Streptophyta; Magnoliopsida; Solanales; Solanaceae
Product: TMV resistance protein N-like
Exons: 7
Coding region: 725-4363 (1212 amino acids)
Biological process (GO): defense response; signal transduction
Molecular function (GO): protein binding; ADP binding
Source: RefSeq, a predicted model, not a curated record